Molecule: messenger RNA, 3562 nt
Organism: Xenopus tropicalis (tropical clawed frog)
Lineage: Eukaryota; Metazoa; Chordata; Amphibia; Anura; Pipidae
Product: provisional ortholog of myosin heavy chain 3
Exons: 29
Coding region: 9-3236 (1075 amino acids)
Cellular component (GO): cytoskeleton; myosin complex
Molecular function (GO): cytoskeletal motor activity; ATP binding; protein serine/threonine kinase activity
Source: RefSeq, a predicted model, not a curated record
AAUGCUAGAUGACGGGCGGUGUGGGCGUGGCUGUGCGUGCCUGGGCAGGGCUGGAUGCCGGGGCUCAGUCGGACAGCGUGGAACAGCCCAAGCUUACUGGGGGGGCACUGAGGGGCAGAGCCAUGGGGGAGACUCCGGCGGGGGGUUUGGAUUGGGCGGCGCUGUGGGAUCGGAUCCCCGGGGAGGAUGCGGCGCUGCUGGCGGAACUUACUGAGAAUAAACUGCUGGCAACUCUGCGGGACCGGUACCGGGAUCAUCGGAUCUAUACGUACGUCGGAGAUAUUCUGAUUGCUGUUAACCCUUUCCGAGACCUCCCAUUAUACAGCCCAGAGAUCUCCGAUAUAUUCAGCUCUCGGCCCCUGAGCUCUUUGCCCCCCCACAUAUUUGCGGUCGCCGACCGUGCGUACAACUCCCUGCAGGGAAACCCGGGAAAGCUCUCUCGGAACCAGUGUGUGGUCAUCAGCGGCGACAGCGGUGCGGGGAAAACCGAAAGCACCAAACUUCUGCUGAAGCACCUUGUGCGGCGGAGCCGGGGGAACCUGCAACUGGGCCAGCAGAUCCUACAGGUAAAUCCCCUAUUGGAGGCUUUUGGGAAUGCUCAGACUGUGAUGAACCCCAAUAGCAGCCGAUUUGGAAAGUACAUCCAACUGCGCUUCCGGGACGGGGCAGUGAGAGGAGCAAAGAUCAAUGAGUAUCUUCUGGAGAAGUCCCGUGUGUCUCACCAGGAUCCCGGAGAGAAGAACUUCCACAUCUUCUAUUACAUGCUGGGUGGGAUUCCAGACGAGGAGAAACAGGUCUAUGGGCUCCUGCAGCCCUCACUGUACAGGUACAUUGGCAGCAAAUGGGAAGAGGCAACGCCCAGUCAUUGGGUGGAGUCGUACCAGCGGGUGUGCAACGCCAUGAGGAUGGUCGGUUUCCAGGAACAGGAGGAACUCGAUCUAAAAGUGAUCCUUUCUGGGGUCCUGUCGCUGGGCAACGUGGUGUUUGAGCCUCAGGAAAGUGGGGGUGUCGGGGUGUGCCCUACAGCUAUGGGCUGGCUGAAAGCUGCUGCGGGCCAGUUUGGGGUUCAGGAGGAGGAGCUACUGAGCUGUCUGACUUGCACCCUAUCACUGACCAGAGGGGAAUCCAUCCGCAGACUGCACAGCCAACAGCAGGCCGAAGAUUCCAGAGACUCCAUUGCCCGGGGAGUCUAUUCCCGCCUGUUUGGAUGGAUCGUGUGUAAAAUCAACGAGCUGUUAGCGGGGGACAUGGACAUGGGGAAGGAGCUGCAGGAGAUCGGAAUUCUGGAUAUUUUUGGUUUUGAGAAUUUCUCCGUAAAUCGCUUUGAGCAGCUUUGCAUUAAUCUGGCCAAUGAGCAGCUGCAGAACUUCUUCAAUCACCACAUCUUCCUAAUGGAGGAGCAGCAUUACAAGGAAGAAGGAAUGGAACGGGAAGCUGUGCCCUUCAGUAACAACCAAGCCACCCUGGAGCUGUUCCUGGCCCGGCCGUGGGGAAUUCUUUCCCUUCUGGAUGAACAAAGCUCUUUCCCACAGGCCACAGAUGUUUCCUUUGUGGAGAAGCUGAACAGUACGUACCGUGAGAGUCCUCUGUACGAGCGCGGCAGGGGCUUUGAGCCAGGAUUCGCCAUCCACCAUUAUGCUGGGAAGAUCAAGUACUCGGCUGCUGGGUUUCUAGAGAAGAAUCGUGACGCUCUCCCGACCAACAUCAACCGCCUCUUUAUAAGCAGCGAGACCUCCCUAAUAAGCAUCUUGUUUACAGUAUAUUGUUUUGCAGCCAGCAUUUCCAGGACAGGAACUCUAACACCGCAGCAGAGGGCUAAGGUGAAGGUUUCCCAAGAGAAGGGUUCUUCACGCAAGAUAUCUGUGGGGGCUCAGUUUCGGCACUCUCUGGCCGUCCUUAUGGAGAAGAUGUACCUCGCUGAGCCCCACUUUAUCCGCUGUAUUAAACCCAACAGCCAAAAUGAGCCCGGUCUCCUGGAGACCCAAACGGUCCUGAACCAGCUUCGCUACAAUGGCCUGAUGGAGACUCUGCGGAUCCGCAGGGAUGGCUUCUCCUGGAGACCUUCUGUCCAAGAGUUUGUGGCACGGUUUGGGAUCCUCCUCCUCACACCUGGGGCAGAAGUGAGCAGAGAAAGCUGUAAGCGGAUCGCAGAGACGGCGCAGUUGAUUGGCUGGCACUGUGGGAAAUCCCGUCUGUUCUUUAAAUAUUGGCACCAGGACCAACUGCAGCGGCGCCUUGUAGAGCUCCGGGAUGCGGCCAUUGUGAUCCAAAAGCGGUACAAGGGCAUGUUGUGCCACAGGAGGUAUCGGGUGAUGCUGAAGGAGAUGAAGGAGCAGCAGCUGAGACUCCUCCAGGAGCAACGAGAGCGAGAGGAGGCAGCUGAGAGAGAGCGCCUGAGACUGCAGGAAGAGGAGAAGCUCAGGUCUCUCGCUGCCCCAGUUCCUGCCCCUCGGAAGAGACCGCUGCUGCCAAGACCUUGCCGAGCCCCCCAGCUCCCCGUCCCUCGCCCAAGGAGUCAGCUGAUUGAGCUCUCUCCAUUCGACAACCCUAAAGCACCUGCAGGGGGAACCCCACUUUCGGCAGUAAAAGGUGGGGAGCGUGAGAUACUGAGGCUUCAAAGGCGCAAAACCCUCCAGUGGUUUAAAGAGACGCAAGUCAGCAAAGUUCUGGAUGACGGAACCGUCCCCCUGUGGCUGCACGGAAUGAUCUCCCGCAGAGAUGCAGAGAACUUGCUGCAGGACAAAGAGCUGGGAGACUUUCUGAUUCGGAUCAGCCAGACCCGGGCCGGCUAUAUCCUCACUUACAGGGGGGCGUCUCGCUGCCGGCAUUACAUGAUAUGCGUGCAGUCUAACGAGUGCUAUGUGAUUGUCGGGGAGGAUCGUGCCCACUCGUCCCUCAGCGCUCUCGUCCAGUUCCACCAGCAGGUUGGCAUCCAGCCGUAUGGGGAGAUCCUGAGACAUCCCUGCCCGCAGUUAAGCAACUGGACUCCAGACUGUGAAGAGUUAAAGUUUUUGACAAGGACCCUGUCACUGGGGGACGAGAACGACUCCUCCAAAGGGGAGAUAAACCCUCCCAAUUCUGUCCAUGAACCCCCACAUUCCGACAAGCUCAACCGGCACCGAAACUGCAAAACUGAGGCACCGACUCGCUCCCUUCCCCGAUUCCAUCAAUCCAUUCGACUGGCAAUGCGGGAAAUCCAACAGGUCUCCCCCUAUCCCCCAAUGUCGGAGUCCUGAGGACCAGCCCAUGGGUGAGAGUUGAGCCCGGAGGCCGCGCUAAUGAGAAGGGAUCACUUGCCAAAUGAGCCAUCUCUACCUCAGCCAACCCCUGUAUGGGGGCAACAUGUACAUAUGCCCCUCGGGUGGCACUUUAAUAGUUGCCCUAGGUGCUUGGUACAGAUACUGCCGGACUUUUGAGAAGACCCCAUGACUGGGAUUAUGGUUAAAAAAAAAGUGAUACGUUUAUUGACUAUACAUAUAUAAUAUAUAUACGAUAUAGAGUAACUUGGGGUCUAUUGGUGCCACUUGUUGCAAUAAAUAAAUAUAAGGAUGUUUUUCUUACA